This is a messenger RNA of Andrographis paniculata, 2083 nucleotides long. RefSeq lists its product as uncharacterized. NCBI's taxonomy places the organism in Eukaryota, Viridiplantae, Streptophyta, Magnoliopsida, Lamiales, Acanthaceae. The record is from RefSeq and is a predicted model, not a curated record. Bases 187 to 1503 code for a protein of 438 amino acids. The transcript has 2 exons.
UAAUAAAAGUGAGUUAUUAAAAAGAACCGCCGUAAGUGAAAAAGAGCGACGGAAAAUUGUGGCAAUGUCGAACCACAGAUUCCUCUGUGGAUGGCGGUUGCGAAGAAACCAUGGCGGAUCCCCCAAAAUUAACCUGCCCCGCCCCCGCCCUCGCCCUCGCCCUCACUCACUCUCCGGCGCUGCCUGAUGGAGGAACAGGAACCCUUGGAAGCUGCUGCUGCUGCUGCUGAGGAUCCAUUUGGAGCUAUCGUUCAAUUCUGUCUUCCCACCGCAUCGCAAAUGGCCUACUUCCGCACCUGUCCCUUCCACUCCGAUUCAGACGUUUUCCAGGAUCCGGAUCCCUUCCCAGGGAGUCAGACCUCGGCCGACCGCCAAACGGAAGACAACGCUGUGUUCCACACUCCGCCGGAGCACCAUUUACAUUCCAACUUGUCGUCCUCGGAGGACCAAAAUCCCGUCGAAUUGUGUGCUGAGGUUGCGAGGGCGGUUGGUUCAUGUCGCGGCGCAGAUGGAUCGAAGGAGGUCAGUGGUUUUGACGGUGAGCCUGAGCCGAAGAAAGUUAGGGUUCCUAGAGAGGAAUUUGGCGGGAAAGCGACUCCGGUCAAGGAGAUUGUGAAUGAAGUCAGGCGAAGUGAAGCUGUUGGUGAUGAGAUUAUUGAUUUGGGAAGCGACGAUUCCGAUGAGGAAGCCAUGGCUGUGGAUAGGCGAGACACGCCGGAAGAAGCCAGGGUUAAAAACGAUGUGCGGAAAUCUAUUGGUUUGAAGAAACCGGACGCGUCCGCCAUUGAUGCUUGCGAUAAAAACCACCAGUCGAGGAGUAAGUGUGAAGAGCCUAAAGACAUCAGGGUUGACAAAAUCGAUAGGAAUUUUGUGAGCAGCGAAAUAAGCGAGAGUAUGAGCAAUAGUGAGGCUGAGGAUCAAAUUACCAAUCGUAAAUGUCCUGUCGAAGCUAAAUCCAGAGAGGUUGCUGAUGCAUCAGGGGAUGGAAAGUUGUCAAAAGAUGGCUGUGUGGAUGAAGGAAGGAGAACUGCUUUCAUGAGAAUUCAGGAUAUUGAUAUGUUCAGGUUUUCUGGUUGGGAAGAAGCAGGGAGAAAACGGAAGGGUAUCGAACGUAAUGCCUCGAUUCCUUCGAAAAGACAGCAGCGCGAAUUGCCGGCAUCUAUGAAGGAUCUUUUGCAGAAUGAGGGAAGGGCCAAUGUGGUAGGAGAGGAGCCGACAAACGAGUGGAGAAGGAUACAAAAGGAUCGGGAGGGAGGGAUUCAAUUGAAGAAUGGUGAGUUGAACGAGGGGAAGGAGACUAAUGAGGAAGGUAGCAAUGUGGCAAGAAUGGUGGAGAAGAAGAAGAAGGGUGGAUUAAUGGAGAUUUCGGGUAUACUGAAGAAAAUUGUUCGAAAUUUAAAUACUGACGGUGGAAGUGGUGGGGAGGUGGACUUUCUAGAGACGGCCAAGAAGCGUGGUGUAACGUUUCCUCGGCCACGAUGGUGGCCUCGAUCCUGGGAUUGAAGAAAGCCGACAUAUUCUGAAAGUAGUUCAAGAAAUAUGGUGUAAAUAUGGUAGAGCUAAGACUGUCUUGUUGUAGCUGAGGAGCUGCCCUGAUCGUAGCGACGCAACGCUUCCAGGUUUCUGAAAGGCCAUGGAGAUUGGAAAUGAAGCAGCAGCAGGAGGAGGGGCUAGCAGAAUGUGGAUGAAGAAGCAGAGGAGGAGAAGGGGUGUGAGUUUUUCAGCCAGGCUGCCAUGGGAUGUUUCUCAGGCCUUCCAAGAUAACUGUGUCUGUGCAGUGAAGUAUUCCAGCACUCCCUUUUCAGAAAUCAGGGAAUCCAUUGUUGAGGUGGUGCAGAAUUUAGGGAUUCAGGAUUGGAACCAAAUGGAAGAUUUGGUAUACUGCUACAUUGCUCUUAAUUCCUCAGAAAUCCAUUCUUUCAUUCAGGAGGCCUUCCUCAGCCUAUCCCCAUGCUUUCUUUGAUCUUUUUUUCUUUUUGCCAUGAAUGAUUGGGAAGGAUCUGUCCAGUUCCCACCUGUGGGACAUUGUCACCCAUCAUGUCAGUCUUGUAAGAAAAUGGUAUUAUUGAGCUGAUUUGGAGCA